Molecule: messenger RNA, 1881 nt
Organism: Fulvia fulva
Lineage: Eukaryota; Fungi; Ascomycota; Dothideomycetes; Mycosphaerellales; Mycosphaerellaceae
Product: Putative dihydroxy-acid dehydratase, mitochondrial
Exons: 2
Coding region: 1-1881 (626 amino acids)
Biological process (GO): branched-chain amino acid biosynthetic process
Cellular component (GO): mitochondrion
Molecular function (GO): dihydroxy-acid dehydratase activity
Source: RefSeq, a predicted model, not a curated record
AUGCUGGCGUUACGGUCUGGUGCGCUGCCUGCGCGCUCAGCCUGGUGCUCAAGGAGCCAAUGGCACUCCAUGCGAGCACUGUCGAGCUCAGCAAGAAGAUCGAAGCAGCCAUUCCCCACCGAAGCCCAAGGCCUCAAUGCCGUUUCGAAACACAUCACACAGCCAAAGGCACAGGGCGCGUCACAAGCUAUGCUGUACGCCACCGGUCUCGAUGAGGAGGACAUGAACAAGGCGCAGGUUGGAAUUUCGUCAGUAUGGUAUGGUGGCAAUCCUUGCAAUAUGCACUUGAUGGACCUCAACCACAAGGUGAAAGAGGGCGUAGAAAAGGCGGGUCUGCUGGGUAUGCAGUUCAACACCAUCGGUGUGUCAGACGCCAUCAGUAUGGGCACCUCCGGCAUGCGAUACUCCCUACAAAGUAGAGACUUGAUCGCAGAUUCCAUCGAGACUGUCAUGGGUGGACAGUGGUACGAUGCGAAUAUCAGUAUACCUGGUUGCGACAAGAACAUGCCCGGUGUCAUCAUGGCCAUGGCACGCGUGAACAGACCCAGUCUGAUGGUCUACGGUGGCACAAUCGCUGCAGGAUGUGGCGUGAAGCCACGCAAUGCCAGACUGGACAUCGUGUCCGCAUUCCAGUCAUACGGCCAGUUCUUGACCGGCGAGAUCGACGAGGAGGAGCGAUUCGACAUUGUGCGGAACUCCAUUCCAGGCUGCGGUGCAUGUGGUGGCAUGUACACUGCUAACACUCUCGCAUCCGUCAUCGAAGUCAUGGGCAUGUCACUCCCUGGCUCAUCAUCGAACCCAGCAGCCAGCAAGGCGAAGCAGCUUGAAUGCUUGGCCGCAGGUCCAGCAAUUCGCAACCUACUCAAGGAGGACAUCCGGCCGAGCGACAUCCUUACACGGCAGGCAUUCAGGGAUGCAAUGGUCAUUGUCAACAUCACUGGUGGUUCAACUAACGCGGUCCUGCAUCUUAUCGCCAUCGCACACUCUGUUGGCAUUGAUCUUUCCAUCGACGACUUCCAGGAAGUCACCGACUCCACGCCUUUCCUUGCCAAUCUGAAGCCAUCUGGUCAAUACGUGUUCGAAGAUCUCUACAACAUUGGUGGCAUUCCAUCGUUGACCAAAUUCCUGCUCAAGGAAGGUCUUUUGGACGGUAGCCGCAUGACGGUGACUGGUAAGACUCUCAAGGAGAACGUCGAGAAAGCCGCAGACUUCCCCGGCGACCAAGACAUCAUCCGGCCCAUCAGCAACCCCAUCAAGAAGACCGGCCACAUUCAGAUUCUACGCGGCUCAUUGGCACCUGGUGGCUCUGUUGGCAAGAUCACAGGCAAGGAAGGCACCGUGUUCACCGGCAAGGCGAAGUGUUACGACGCCGAAGAUCUCUUCAUCGAGGCCCUUGAGCGAGGUGAGAUCAAGAAGGGCGAAAAGACUGUCGUCAUCAUCCGCUACGAAGGACCAAAGGGUGGACCCGGUAUGCCAGAGAUGUUGAAGCCUUCCUCCGCCAUCAUGGGUGCAGGCCUCGGCAACGAUGUCGCCCUGAUCACUGACGGACGCUUCUCCGGUGGCUCUCACGGUUUCCUCAUUGGGCACGUAACGCCCGAAGCACAAGAAGGAGGCCCGAUUGGUCUCGCGAGAGAUGGUGAUGAGAUCACAAUCGAUGCUGAGAACCGUGUGAUUGACAUCAACAACAUCACCGAGGACGAGCUGGAACGAAGACGACAGGAGUUCACGCCACCACCGCUUAAGUAUAAGAAGGGUGUGUUGUUCAAGUACGCACGCAAUGUCCAGGAUGCCAGCCAUGGAUGUAUCACGGACGCCAAUAUCAGUACCGCGGAGCUCGACAGCGCUGGGGGAGCGUCUGAGGCUUUCGGUGUGCAAAAGUAA